AUGCACUUCUCCGUCCGCCUUAGCCUGUUUCUGACGCUCGCAUCCUCGCUGCCGCUGGUCUCGGCUGUCCCACAGCACGAAGAUCAGGCAUAUACAUUCUCCUCGUCCGGCCGCAGUGCCGCCACAGACACAGAUCCAGCGCUAGAGGUAAGGCAGGAGACGCAGCGGACGCCGUCUGCAUGGACGAGACUGCGGGACUCGCUCGUUGAGUCUGUCUGGGGCUUGCCGCAGCGCAGCGAGGGCUGCGAGUCGCGGCCUAGAAACCGGGCAAAGACCGUCUCGAGGGCGCCAGCAACGCUCCAGGCGAGGUACGGAGAGGAUGUAGUCCUUAGAUUUACGAUUAAGAACCAGGAGGAAGUCAAGGCGCUGGUGGAAGCGUCGAAUAUUCUGUUUCUUGACGUCUGGGGCAGCCAUGACGACUGGGUUGACAUACGGCUCUCCAGGGACGUGAUCCCAUCGCUGCUUGGGCUGCUGCCUCCAUCUCUACAAACCUCUCAUGUCCCUCUGAUCCGCGACCUGGCGCAGACCAUCUACGAAUCGUACCCAAAGGCCGGCUCAGCUUCGCCCUCACAGCAGGGUCCUACGACCCGCCGUUUCUCUCCAUCAGCCAGCACCUCGAAAUCGAAACCCCAUGAGACCAAGAACAUCUUCUUCCAGGACUACCAGCCGCUGUCUGUCCUUCUCCCGUGGAUGCGCCUACUCGUGUCCAUGUUCUCCUCCCACACUACCCUGAUCAGCGUGGGCACAACAGCCGAAGGACGUGAUAUUCCUGCUCUUCGUGUUGGCGUACACCCGACAAACAACGCACAGCAGGCACCCAGACGAAGGACUAUCGUCAUAUCUGGCGGCACCCAUGCUCGAGAAUGGAUCAGCGUCUCCACGGUCUCGUACAUCGCAUACUCCUUUAUAACAGGCUAUGGAAAGUCCAAAUCGAUCACGAAGCUGUUAGAACAGUUCGACUACGUUUUUAUCCCCACUGUCAACCCAGACGGUUAUGCAUAUACCUUCUCUACAGACCGCCUGUGGCGAAAGAACCGACAGCAGACCUCCCUCUCUUUCUGUCCCGGAAUCGACCUAGACCAUUCCUGGGGUUAUGAAUGGGACGGCAAUGCAACCCGCAGCAACCCUUGUUCAGAGAGUUAUGCAGGCGAUCAACCAUUCGAGGCCGUCGAAGCGCGCGAGAUCGCCAGCUGGGCCCGCAACGAGGUAACAGUGAAUAACGUCCACUUUGUUGCGUUCGUGGAUCUGCACUCCUAUUCACAGCAGAUCCUGUACCCGUAUGGCCACUCAUGCGCCCAUCUACCCGCCAACCUAGAAAAUCUUGAAGAACUAGGCGCCGGCCUAGCAAAGGCCAUCCGCAAGUCUUCACGAGAAAACUAUGACGUCAAAGCUGCAUGCAGAGGCAUCGUGGCGUCUUGCACGGGUGAUAAAGAUGCAGAUGAACCAGCCACUUCGUCCGCUCUUGAGAGUACCGCGGGAAGCGCCCUGGAUUGGUUCUUUCACGACCUAGACGUCCGCUUUUCGUACCAGAUUAAGCUAAGAGAUAGGGGGAGUUAUGGAUUCCUACUACCGAGAGAACACAUUGUUCCCACCGGAAAGGAGAUCUACCGCGCUAUGGUAGCCAUGGGGAAAUUUUUGGUCAGCCCACACGUCCUAGAAGAAGAUAUAGACGGGCUGCGCGCAUCAGAGGAGCCACAGGACUAUGAUAAUGACCUUGAGGAUGGCGAGGACGACAAAGAUGAGCAAGGCUCUACUGUCUUCCGCGCACAGGCAGAUGAUUUACAGUCUUAG
Trichophyton benhamiae CBS 112371 is the source of this 1791-nucleotide messenger RNA. Its product is annotated as zinc carboxypeptidase, putative. Gene Ontology annotation, biological process: proteolysis. The record is from RefSeq and is a predicted model, not a curated record. Lineage: Eukaryota; Fungi; Ascomycota; Eurotiomycetes; Onygenales; Arthrodermataceae. Gene Ontology annotation, molecular function: zinc ion binding; metallocarboxypeptidase activity. The coding region runs from base 1 to 1791 and encodes 596 amino acids. The transcript has 2 exons.